Pelmatolapia mariae (spotted tilapia) is the source of this 2386-nucleotide messenger RNA. RefSeq names its product oligodendrocyte-myelin glycoprotein-like. The transcript is spliced from 2 exons. Gene Ontology annotation, biological process: neuron projection regeneration. NCBI's taxonomy places the organism in Eukaryota, Metazoa, Chordata, Actinopteri, Cichliformes, Cichlidae. Gene Ontology annotation, molecular function: protein binding. The coding region runs from base 37 to 1398 and encodes 453 amino acids. The record is from RefSeq and is a predicted model, not a curated record.
CGAGAAGGAGCAGAGAAAAGUGAGUGGAAUGAUAAAAUGAGAAGGUGGAAGCUUUCUCUUCUGGAGCUCGUACUCGUGUUAUGGCUCGGGUUGCGCGUUCUGGCUGUGUGUCCUUCCAUGUGCUCCUGCAGUCGCAGCCACAGGGAGGUAGACUGCUCCUCGAGGGGUCUAAGAAGUCUGCCCAACGACUUACAGUACAACCUGCGCUCCCUUAACCUGUCCCACAACCGAUUCCACAGCCUGGAUGACCAACUUACCGCUUACACCCAUCUCCGCGUUCUUGAUUUGUCUCACAAUCGGCUGAGCCGACUGCCCGCAAACCUACCUCGUUCCCUCUGGCGGAUCUAUGCGUCCUCCAACCGCAUUCAGUUGUUAGACAAGAAUGACACGGUUUACCAGUGGAACCUGCAGCUGCUUGACCUCUCCGACAACAAAAUGGAGAGAGCCACCUUUAUCAACAACACGCUGACCAGUUUGUGCACGCUCAACCUCAGCCACAAUCACUUCUGGACUUUGCCCACCAACCUACCCGUACGCCUGGAGAUUAUUGACCUGUCCCACAACUGGCUAGUAAAAGUACUUCCCGGAUCUUUAGAUCGGCUCCCCAGACUAACUUACUUCUACCUGCAUGCUAACCGCUUCUCUGCAGUGCCUUUUGGAGUCUUGGACAAAAUGACAUCGCUCAAAGUCAUUGCUUUGGGAAACAACCCUUGGGCUUGCCACCUUUACGCCGACAUCAGCUACUUGCUCUCCUGGACUCAGCGUACCCCCGCACGUGUCCUGGGCUGCCCGUGCCACACCCAGCCCAUCUGUGGAGGGGUGCGCCCUGGCAGGACAGGAGGGUGGCAUUAUGCCUCCUACAACUUACCCCCAUUGGCUGCCAGCGCCAAGGAUCUGACCUCCAUGACCCCUAAAGCUAGUGUCACCGGAUGGUGGUAUCUGUCUGUUUCUACCUCGCUGAACACGCCUGUUGCCCCCAGAGAGACAUGGGACACACAACACCACACUUUCACAGCCACACCCAGCAUCAGCAUGGCCACCCUGAAGUACAAAACCACAGGCACACACCUAACUAUUGAUCACAUGUCUGCAGGUGUUAGCUCUGAUUCUCUUCAUGUCUCUGCAACAAAGGAAACCUCAACCACAGACACAAGUCUCCUUACAGAAAUGACCGACGAAGAUAACACAACAUCUGCCACAGAUCAAUUUUUUACCACAGAUAGUCUGUCCAUCCAAACAAAGAAGACAACCACACUUCGCACCAGAAGUGUGAGGAGGCAGAAUCCAUCUUUUCCAGGUGGUAUCCCUAACAGUAGCCCUGCUCUUGUUUCCUGUUCCUGGGAUUUAUUCCUUCAUAGCUCAGCUCUCCUGUCUCUCAUUCUGAUUCAAGUCCAUUGAAAGACGAAUGAAAAGGCCCAACACCAGUUUAUAGCACAAACAAGUAGAACAGACACAAAACUGACUACUGCUGCUGCGCUGCAAAGCUUGCAUACAUAUAUUACCAGCUUUACAGCUUUAAUUUCAAUGACAGGCUUGAACUGAGUGUACUGGACACUUUUAGAAUUACAUGUGCAAAAACAAACAACUUUUCUAACAUUUUUACAAGCCCUGCUUUGAAUGUCUUUUUAAGAUUGUAAUGAAUCUAGUAGAGCACAUGAUGGCACUAUACAUCCAGGUACCAGUCUGUUAUGUAACUGAGUGCCUGGUGCUUCAUGGGCAGCAACAGUCUAUUUCCAGGCUGUCCAAGGUGCACUUCAGUACACACUAAUGUCCCCAAUUUAGAGUUUUAAAUGUUUUAUUUUUUAACUUUUUUUAUUGUUUCCCUAUUUGUUUCCCCAGUUUCACUCUAGAUGUGUAUUUUUGCUUUGACUUUGUGCAACAUUUCAUCCUGUUAACUGUUUCCGCUCUCUCUGUAGCUGUCCUUGAUGUCUGGCCUGCUCGUUUCAUACAGGGGUCAGGAUGUGUGAUCGAAAUGUUGGGGACACGCACAUAACAGGAGAGAACAGAGACUCUUUGGAGCAGAGGGCAGACAAAUGGACAUUGUUGCAUCACUACGGUUUAACAAAGUCCAAAUGCUGGGCGCUGCUUCUGCAUUUUGAUCACAUCUCAGACUUAAGUGUCCUUCAUGAUUCAGUGAAGCUCGUGAAAAUUAUCUGCAUGCUGACUGAACGUCGCAGGAAUGCUAACUUACUUGUGUCUUGCCGCAGAGCGUUAAAGCGCAGACACUUUCGUGAUAUUCAAAUCUCGACUGCAUUAAACGCCAAUGAUGUAGCAGCCUGCAGGUUACUUUUUUUUUUUUUUUACAAUUUUAGUAACGCUUUUGCAUCUAGGCCUUAAAGCUGCCAACAGAGGGAGAAAAGCACCACAGAAAUCUGCUUUUGAUAAA